Fusarium odoratissimum NRRL 54006 is the source of this 3876-nucleotide messenger RNA. RefSeq lists its product as uncharacterized. Lineage: Eukaryota; Fungi; Ascomycota; Sordariomycetes; Hypocreales; Nectriaceae. Gene Ontology annotation, molecular function: inositol phosphoceramide synthase activity. The record is from RefSeq and is a predicted model, not a curated record. The transcript has 3 exons. Gene Ontology annotation, biological process: sphingolipid biosynthetic process; inositol phosphoceramide metabolic process. Gene Ontology annotation, cellular component: inositol phosphoceramide synthase complex. The coding region runs from base 373 to 1584 and encodes 403 amino acids.
AACACAGCGCUCCAACCCGCCAAGCUUAUCCCCCCUAACUCAUUAACCACCUAACGCUCGUUUUUAUUCUGUAGCCCCAGUGCAUUUUAGCGGUCGGUAGCUGUGAUCAAGAAUCCUGAUCCCAAACCAAGCAUCCUUGCCCUUGUUUUGACCCGGGAGCAAAUCUUCUCCCCUUGUCCAUUAUUCUCCGCGUCUUCCGAAGUUCGUUCUUUAUCUAUCUUAACGUAAACUCUUUUUUUAUCGACUCACCCGACCAAACCUAUUUGUUGUGACAACCUUUAAGCUUCUUUUUUUUUUUUUCACCCUUCUCAUACUCUGUUUCUUUUUACGUUCUUUUCUUUGCAGUCGGCACAUGCCGCAAUAGAAGACAUCAUGGCUCAAGCGCAAACUCAACAGGAUGAACAAGAUUUGGGUGAGCCGCAGUUUGCCUACCACGCCGUCGUCGAGCCAAUCUUCAUCGUCGGUGUCAUGAUCGCUUCAUGCUACUUCAACCGCCUCCGAAACUUCUCCAUCAUCCCUUCGUCAAAGAGCGCCGACCAAGGUCUCCUCGGCCAAUCGAAGCCGGAGCCAUGGGACGAGGAGGACGUCCACGACGAGACAGAACGUCUCAACCUCGCUGACGCAGCGUCGCCGACGGAAACACACCCGCCCAAGAAGAGAACGUGCUGCGGCACUGUGGUUCACACGCCCAACUCGAGCCGAUACGCCAAAUACUGGCACUCGCGCUUCAUACAAAAGUUUCCGUUCCUCGUGGAGAUGUUCUACUGGGUGGUCAAUCUACUCUUCUACGUCGGCGUCAAGUCGGCGAGUGAGCUUAUCGCCGCCACGGAUGGCGUCUGGCAGACUGCGGAGAACCAUGGAAAGGCGGUCUUGUGGUUUGAGCAUGAGGGCCCGUUUAGCUGGAUGUUUCCUCUGCGGGAGAUUGAUGUCCAGAGCUUCUUCAGGAACGAUCACCAGACGAUGCUGACCAUCUUGAACCGCGCUUACUCCCUGAUUCACAUCCCCGUCACUGUCAGCUUCCUUGCAUGGUAUUACUACGCCGCACCGACGCACGCCCAAUUCGCUGAGGCUCGUCGCAUGAUGACGCUCACAAACCUCUUCAGCUUCGUUGUCUUCACAACAUACCCAUGUAUGCCACCGCGUCUCCUCCCCGAGGAAUACGGUUUCUUCGACACCGUCCGCCGCGAAGACGCCGAGUCAAUCUACGCCACCAACAAGUUCUUCAACCAACUCGCCGCGUUCCCCUCGCUUCACUUUGGGUACUCUUUCUGCAUCGGCACUGUUCUCCUGUACCACUCUGGUCUGUUCCGCCGACGCCUUGCCCCCCGCGAGAAGCGCAUGAGCAAGGCGUGGCAGGUGUUCUUCGUGGCGCUGAGCAUCUUGUACCCCGCGUUUGUGUUGACUAUCAUUGUUGCUACGGCGAAUCACUACUGGCUUGAUGCUCUGGCUGCUACAGGUGUUGUUCUGGUUGCUUGGCUGUCGAACCGUAUCUUGCUUGGUCUUUUGCCCUUGGAGGAUCUGUUCCUCUGGUGUGUCAAGCUGGAGAAGCCCUUCCCUACGACUGGAAACCGGGGAGGAAAAUAAAUGACACUCAGCAUGCUUUAUUCAAUCAUCACAUAACGAUAUCCCAUAGCAACUCAUCGCAAUGAACAAAUUAAUGUUAAUCUAGAAUAAUGCCAAUACACGCACGCUUCCUCUUGAACCCCCACUUCACGAUAUCCCACAACACGAUAUGCUCACGUGCUCACCUUUAAACAAGGCUUGACCCAUGCUCGCCUCGUCUGGCGGUGCGGAGUAUGUGAAAUUAUGGUGGAGUUUUGACCAUCCCCUUUAUGCGCUUGACGGAAUUGAAUGUGGGGCCUGCUAAAGGAUCGGACCCGACGAGAUUACCGUGCCGAAUCCCACGACGGAAGACGGAGGUUGAAUGAAACGCCGUUGGGGUGAUUAAAAUCUGACCGACUUGUGGCACCAUUAAAUUCUGGCUGACGAGAGACGGGCUGAACGAACGCGCGGACGAACAAAUACGCGUAGAUAAGAUACGAGCGAAAUACGCCAAAUACGCGUAGGUUUCACGGCGACUAUUGAUCGGCAUCGGUGAAUACAAAAUGUCGAGAAUCGGGGUCUCGGACGUUGGAAUUAGAGUUCAAUUAACUUUCAAGCUUCAAAUUUUCACUCAAGGGGCAGUUCAUUCAUUCCUAUCGAUUUCCUUUGGUCCAAUCACGCCGUGAAAGAGACUCACUUGUCCAAAGGACCCUGCAUUGCUUGUCUGGACGACAUUGCAUCCGACGAAGCCGGUUGCACUACGAGGUGUGAGAUUCUUAUGUCGUGUUUGAGAUCUCACGUACAGAAGUUCUCCGGGAUGGGGAGUGCACUACGCAACGUCGCUGAAUUAAAAAUGAGCCAUUUAUUUGAGUACUCGGAAUCGAAGCAUGCAUGUAUAUGCCGAUGAUUCCGUAGACUAAAGCAGAUUCGCAGCUUCUAAUUGUUCUAGAAUUGAAGAUGAUCUGAUGGUGUUGAAAAUCUAAGUCAGGUACCCUGAAGCUCUCCGCCAAGAAUGGAUCCGUUCCCCAGACCCUGAAAAUCCAGCGCAAAUCUUUUGUGUGCGAUGUUCAGGGUCCAGUCCUGGUGAGAUGUUGUGAAACGUCAAUCGGAACACAAGUUUUGCGAUAAUCUUGGCUGUGCGAUGCAGAUUUCCAUAGCUGGUUGUCGCAAUCUUUCGUACAGCGCUGUUGGUGCACCACUGUACCCUGUACUUGAUGCGACGCAGUUUGAUCAAUCCACGACCCAAUAUAAUCCAAGACCAGUUGAAGAGUCCAAGGCAUCUGCAAGACUGACAUGAAUUAUAAGGUCUUGGCAAAGACUUAGGAUAAUAUUAUCAUAAACUUUGUACAAGUUUUCUAAUCCUUAGGACUAAGUCUAGGGUCAAGUUUAGGUCUUUGUUUGCAAUCUCAUACGAAACACAGCUUGACAAUUGAUGUGAUUGACGACGGCGGGCUACUAGUUACAUCGACAUGUGAUAACCCUGCUCUGCCCAUCCAUAAGCUUUGAUAUGAUACCCAUUGUUUUCUUUUUAUCCUUGCCUCCCAUCGAUCGUCGUUUACUUCUUAGCGACAGCCUUGGCGAGGUCAGCCAAAGCCUCACGACGCUUGAACUUGGCAUCCUCAAUGACACCCGCAUCAGCAUCGCUCGAAAAGUUUCCGCUCCAGGUGACAAAAGUAGCGCCCUCGUGCUUUCCAGAGGUGACGGGGUAGGCGCGCACAGUGCUGACGACAGAGGUGUAGCUGAGGGCGGGCUGCGACGAGAUGACGCUGUAGGUGAUGUAGUGGUCGAUGGACGAGUGCUCCUCCUGCUUGACCUCGAGGACAGUGCCGUCCUUGAAGGUCCACUUGACGAUGUCGGUGUCGGGGGAUACGCCCUUCACCCACUCGCUGGAGGAGAGGGCCGAGUAGAACUUGGAGAAAUCUUGCAGCUUGAUCAGGUGCCAGACGUCGCUGAAGGGGGCUUCGAUGACGGCGGACUCGAGGACCGAGGUGGAGGUGGGGAUGCGAGACAUGAUUGCGGUGAGCGUGAAGCUGAUGUCGGAUUGAUUGAUUGAUUGUGUUCCUUUGAUGGAUUGAUUGAGUGAAGUGGUUGUUGUUGGAAGAAGGUAAAUAGAGGGGUCACAGAAAGAUUUGUGGUGGUUACUUUAGUGUCGUCAUAGGCAGCUCAGAGCUCUCUACAUUGGGCAAUAGCUACACCAGCUGUGCCGUUUUGAGGAAUGAGGUGCCUAAGGCAAUCAAUGUCGUCACCAUUAAUCACACAAUUCACUGAACCAUUUGGGAAUAUCUUCACAUUAUCUAUCUAUCUGCUGUACAGUAUCUUCACUCAAUUGCGACA